UUUUCUAUUGGAACUUUUAUGAACUAGGUGCUCUGCUUAUUGACAUUAUUUGGAACAUAACUUAAUCCGUUUGACCCAACCAAAAACACGAAUCACAAUGAAUUUACUUAUUUCAUUUUUCUUUGUCACCAUUGUGAAGAUUCAAGGGGCAGAUUGGUGCUACCAGUCCCAGGUUACAUGCGGUGGCAACUGCACAGGACCUGAUGGUUGGGCAACGGUUGCUGGGACAUGUGACGGAAGAGCCCAGUCUCCAAUUAACAUUGUGACGAGAAGAACCCUACCAGACGGACGCCUUACACCAUUCACAUUCACUGGGUACCAAGAGGCCUUCCACGGAUUCAUCACAAACAAUGGUCACACUGUUCAAGUGGACCUGCCUGCCACAGCGAAGGUUCAGGGUGGAGAUUUGGCGGUGCCAUACAAGGCCGUACAGCUCCACCUGCACUGGGGCAAGGAUGGAGGCCCUGGAUCAGAGCACACUAUUGAUGGAGAAAGAUAUCCCAUGGAGCUGCAUAUUGUUAAUAUAAAAGAGGAAUACAACUCUUUGGCUGAAGCUCUGAAAGACACUGCAGGGGUUGGAGUUCUUGGAUUCUUUUAUGAGGAAUCAAGAAGCUCCAACAAAAAAUAUGACGCAAUUGUAAAUGCUCUGAACACUAUCAAACAUCCCAGCUCAAACACUACCCUUAGUGAAGUGUCCCUGGACAUGCUCAUCCCCUCUCGGAGUAAUAUGAUCAGCUACUUCCGCUACAAUGGCUCUCUCACCACACCCGCCUGUGUAGAAUCUGUCGUCUGGACAAUGUUCGAAAAUACCAUUCCUCUCAGCAGGCAACAGCUUGCUGCAUUUUCUCAGCUUCAGUUUGCUGAUGGAAAGCCUAUGGUGGGAACCUAUCGCCCAGUCCAGCUAUUGAAUGGUCGCCAGGUGUAUCGCUCUGGAAGUCAAGUUGUCUUAGUCAGCUCUCUGCUACUCAUCACCUCUGUGAUAUCAGCCUUUGGACUCCCACUGCCCAACUAAAUACCAGGAUCUUUGGAUUUGGGUAUCAGUGAAUUAGAGAGUGCCUGAUAUUGCCAAAAUCUCAAAUGCUUAUAUUUCGCUUUGCUAUGCAGAUGUUCUCUUUCAAGUUUACUUUACUUGCCAAAUUAUAGUUGAUACAGUUUAUUCAAGGGGGUUUUGUGUUUAAGGACACAGCAUAAAUAAUGCACCAAGACAUUUAAUAUUUUUAUUGUUAUGUAUAAAAUAAUACUUGAGAGGGCCUUGAUCCAAGCAUUGUUUUGACCCUCUUAUUACCUUCUUCAUAUCAUUAUUGUUAAUAUUUAGUUAACCUCGUAAACUUCCUAUUGUUAUUGAACGGUCAAUGUCAUUAUGUGACCUGUGCUUUCCACAGAACCAGCAACACAACUGGUGAGAAUCAGUAUCAAAGCACUGGAACUCUGAUCUAUAUUGUCCGGUUACAAACCACAUCCAUGUAUUUUUUAUAUAAAUAAAAUCAAAUUGUAUUGGUCACAUA
Molecule: messenger RNA, 1505 nt
Organism: Oncorhynchus tshawytscha (Chinook salmon)
Lineage: Eukaryota; Metazoa; Chordata; Actinopteri; Salmoniformes; Salmonidae
Product: carbonic anhydrase 4
Exons: 8
Coding region: 98-1012 (304 amino acids)
Cellular component (GO): plasma membrane
Molecular function (GO): zinc ion binding; carbonate dehydratase activity
Source: RefSeq, a predicted model, not a curated record